Messenger RNA from Anguilla anguilla (European eel), 2768 nucleotides. RefSeq names its product cholinergic receptor, nicotinic, gamma (gene chrng). Bases 273 to 1829 code for a protein of 518 amino acids. Gene Ontology annotation, molecular function: transmembrane signaling receptor activity; acetylcholine-gated monoatomic cation-selective channel activity. Gene Ontology annotation, biological process: monoatomic ion transmembrane transport; nervous system process; chemical synaptic transmission. Lineage: Eukaryota; Metazoa; Chordata; Actinopteri; Anguilliformes; Anguillidae. The transcript is spliced from 12 exons. Gene Ontology annotation, cellular component: neuron projection; postsynaptic membrane; synapse. The record is from RefSeq and is a predicted model, not a curated record.
UUCAAAAAUACUGUAACCCCCUGGGGUGUCUUCUCUGAGGAUUUCAUCUGUAGGACAGCUGACAAUGCAAAGGAGGACAGUGGGGUUGGGCGCUAAAAGCUGCGGUCAGGUCACCCAAAAAUAACAUCUCAACCACAGGACAAAGGUCCCAAUUCCCAGCUCAGCAACCCAACAAUCACCAGCACAUGCCCUGACAACCAGGUGCAUACCCUCUCUAUCAGACUGAGUCAGGGAGACUUCAGAUCACUACAUUUUCCGUUGGCCACGGAGAGAUGGAGUUGGUCUCAUCCCUCCCUUUAGCUCUCCUACUCCUUUCUUUUAUCCUCCUCUUCAGCACAGGAGCUGAGGGUCUUAACCUGGAGGGGCCUUUGAUGAAGGACCUGAUGCGGGGUUAUAACAAAAACAUUCGUCCAGUGGAGUGGAACAAGAACAUCAUCCAAGUGGAGCUCAAGCUGACUCUUACCAACCUCAUCUCUCUGAACGAGCGAGAGGAGGCCCUCACUACCAGCGUGUGGGUUGAAAUGCAAUGGGAUGACUACCGCCUGAAGUGGGAUCACUUGCCAGAGUAUCAGAAUGUCACCCGCAUGCGCGUUCCUUCCAAAAACAUCUGGCUGCCGGACAUUAUCCUAGAAAACAAUAUGGAUGGAAAAUUUGAAAUCGCUCUGUACGUCAAUGCCCUCGUUGACCCCUCUGGCCACGUCUCCUGGUUGCCCCCGGCUAUCUAUCGGAGUGCCUGCUCCAUUAAGGUCAACUACUUCCCCUUCGACUGGCAGAACUGCACGAUGGUGUUUCGCUCCCAGACCUACACCGCUAACGAAAUCGAGCUACGUCUCAUAACUGAUGAAAAGGGUCAGAUGGUGGAGUGGAUUGAGAUCGACCCAGAGGCGUUCACAGAGAAUGGUGAAUGGGCCAUCAAACACAGACCCGCCAAGAAGAUAAUAAACCAUCGCUACAGCAGGGACGAGUUGGAAUUCCAGGAGUUGGUGUUCUUCCUGAUCAUCCAGAGGAAGCCUCUGUUCUACGUGAUCAACAUCAUCGUGCCCUCUGUGCUCAUCUCCUCCCUGUGCCUGCUGGUCUACUACCUCCCUGCUAAAGCUGGUGGGCAAAAGUGUACCAUGUCAAUUUCCAUACUCCUGGCGCACACUGUUUUCCUCUUCCUCAUUGCCAAGAAAGUUCCGGAAACAUCGCAAGCUACACCACUUAUCGGAAAGUACUUGAUGUUUGUCAUAUCAGUGACCACCAUGGUGGUGAUGAAUUCUGUAAUUGUGUUGAAUGUCUCUCUGCGAACUCCCAACACCCAUCUAAUGACAGACAAAGUCCGAAAGGUCUUCCUAAACGUCCUGCCGCAAAUGCUCCAGAUGCAGAUGAGACCCUGGACCCCGGCAGAGCCCCCCUCGCGACGACGCAGCUCCCUGGGCCUCAUCUCCAAGGCCAACGAGUGCUUCCUGAAGACGGCCCGCUCCGAGAUCAUGUUCAGCAAGCUCAGAGAGCGGGACGGGCUGAUGAGGGUUGCGUUAGAGCAGAUCCAGAACGGUCUGCAGGGGGACACGGCGCAGGACGUGUGUGCCAGUCUUGCCCAGGCCUCUUCAGCAGUGAAGCAGUGCGUUGCUUCCUGCAAGCACAUCACCGAGACCAUCCAGCAGCAGAACCGCUUCCAGAGCGAGAACGAAGAGUGGUUCUUGGUGGCGCGGGUAAUAGACCGGGUCUGCUUCUUUGCCAUGGCACUCCUGUUCAUCAUGGGCACGAUUGGUAUCUUCCUCAUGGGUCACUUCAACCAGGCUCCUUCCAUGCCAUUUCCAGAUGACCCAAAGACAUACUUACCGAAGUAAAACCGCAGACUGCUUAGCAGAGGGACAGCUACCAGCUGAGAACAGGGCUCUGUGUCUGUGUUGCUGAGCUGGCUGUGGAAGCCUGCCUAUGCUUCUUAAUGGUAUUCACAAUGAGCCAGCAAAUAAGGACAGAUUUAAUUAUGGGGAAGACAUCAUUUUCAAUGUUAAAAACAUGAAGGUGUGAAUGUGACCAAUGCUUAGGAUGUCUGUGUUUAAAUUUACAGAGAGUUCCUUUUUUCUCAUAGAAGGAUGCUGGUACUGCUGUAUUAUUCCUUCCUAUAGUAUGAUCACCCAAAAAUAUAAAAAAGUUUGGGAAGAAAUUGAAUGAAAAAGCUACAGUAUGUAGCAACGUGGCAAGGUUAAAGAAUCGGAUUUGCAGAAGCAGAAGACUAUAGGUUCAUGUUCCAGGCAGGACACUAUUGUUGUACCCUUGCAAGAGGUACCAAGAGUAAACAUCCAGCUGCUUGAAUGGAUAAGAUGUGAAAUACAUUGUCAGUGUUAUUUUAUAAAUAUCUGUCAGUGGCUUGGACUGGAGAAAUAUGAUUCUCCAAAAACCUGAAAGCUUUGCAAAUAUAGUAAGGCUCAUUCUGCAUUUCUGGCUGUGAUUUGUCAAUGUUUAUAUUUUCACUGGGUUGUGCACAGCUUGAAAUCAUCAGUAUAACGAGAGUGCUGUUAUUAGCUAAAUGUUCUUCGUAAAGGGAAAUGAAAUGCUAGAUUUAUCUCGAAGAACAGAGAUGAUUGUAUGUUAUUAAAUGAAGUGACAAGAAUGUUUGUUCCAUCACUUUGUUUUGUGGUUGAGCAAUCCUCGAUCUCCCAGUCAUACCAGCAUGAAGAGAAGGCUAUUUAACAUCAAUUAAUGUUAUUGUAAAAACAGUGUUUCUCUCACAAUAAACCAAUACAAAAAACAGAAUGACGUAAAGUGUGUUGCCCAUACACUUG